Trichomonas vaginalis G3 is the source of this 738-nucleotide messenger RNA. Its product is annotated as ubiquitin-like family. Gene Ontology annotation, biological process: ubiquitin-dependent protein catabolic process. The coding region runs from base 1 to 738 and encodes 245 amino acids. Lineage: Eukaryota; Parabasalia; Trichomonadida; Trichomonadidae. Gene Ontology annotation, molecular function: polyubiquitin modification-dependent protein binding. Gene Ontology annotation, cellular component: cytosol. The transcript has a single exon. The record is from RefSeq and is a predicted model, not a curated record.
AUGAAUUGUUACAUCGUGCGUAUGCUCCCCAAUCAUGAUUUUUUCAUCCCAUUUGAAGAGCCACUAACAGUAGCAGAGGUUAAGGACGAAAUGUUCAACCAACUCUCAGCUCCAACCAAAAAUAUGGUUCUUAUUUAUAAUGGACAAAUUCUAAGUGAUCACAUUAGUCUUUCGGAUCUCGGCAUCACCCAUGCAUCUGUUUUGUUCUUAUUUGUCAAGAAUUUUGACUCUUUCCUUCUUCAUGAUCCCAAGAGAUUGUUGUUAGAGAUCAGUUCAUUGGCAUCAUAUUUUGCCAGUAUGCAGCCAGAUGUUAUGAAAAAGGCAACCAAAGAGAUCAGAAGUUACAUUGAUUCUCCGAUGUUAAAAGCUUUAGCCAAAGUCUCUCCAGAAGUUUCGCACUUCUUAUCCAAGGUCUUGGAAAACAUUGAAAGGUUACAUAACCCAUUUGACGAGUCAAUGCUUGAUCUUCUUAACAGAAUGCAAGAUAAUUCUUUCAAUAUCAUGGAAUCUGUUAACGGAGAGAUCAGAACAUGCUCCAAUAACUCAUCCAACACUAUUGAACUUAUUCUCGUCGACAGUUCAAUUGAUGAAAUCGAAAUUGAAGAACAAAAGCAAGAUUUCACUUAUGAACCGACAAAUCUUGAUUAUGUCUCAUGUAUCAACUCCAAUCCACUUCCAACAAUUGAUUUUUAUGAUGAUUCAAAUUCUGAUCCACAAGAAUUUAGUUAUGGGUACUAA